Helianthus annuus (common sunflower) is the source of this 2530-nucleotide messenger RNA. RefSeq names its product microtubule-associated protein TORTIFOLIA1. The transcript is spliced from 6 exons. Gene Ontology annotation, cellular component: cortical microtubule, transverse to long axis. Gene Ontology annotation, molecular function: microtubule binding. Gene Ontology annotation, biological process: circumnutation; unidimensional cell growth; multicellular organism development. NCBI's taxonomy places the organism in Eukaryota, Viridiplantae, Streptophyta, Magnoliopsida, Asterales, Asteraceae. The record is from RefSeq and is a predicted model, not a curated record. Bases 76 to 2328 code for a protein of 750 amino acids.
UUCACUUUCCCAUCCCAAGAUGUUCAAAUAUCCAUCCAUCCAGCACCAUCGUUAUUGGAAGAGCGGACAGCAACAAUGGCGACCAAAAUCUUGAAAUCCAAGAAACCCCCACCAUCAUCAUCAUCAUCAUCUUCCCAUCUCGCCAUGAUCGAACUCAAACAAAGAAUCUUAACAUCACUCUCCAAACUCUCCGACAGAGACACCCACCAGAUUGCCGCCGAAGACCUCGAAAACAUCAUCAAAAGCCUAACCCCAGAGGGCACCACAAUGCUCCUCAACUCCCUCUACGACGCCACCGGAGACACCCACAAACCGGCCGUCAAGAAAGAAGCAAUCCGGCUGUUGUGCUUCUUCUGUGCCACCCACAUUGGUACCCAUCAUUUGGGAAAAAUCAUAGCCCACAUUGUGAAAAGGGUUAGAGAUUCUGAUUCAGGGGUCAAAGACGCGUGUAGAGAGGCAAUUGGUGAGCUUUCUUCCUUGUAUUUGAAAGGGGAGGGGGUUGAGAGUGUGGUGGUGGUGUUUCUGAAGCCUUUGUUUGAAGCUUUGAAUGAUCAGAGUAAAGGGGUGCAGGCUGCUGCAGCAAUGUGUAUGGCUAGAAUGGUUCAAAUGGCUUCUCAGCCGCCCCCCAUUUCGGCUUUUCACAAGCUGUGUACCAGGAUCUGCAAGUAUUUAAGUAACCCUAAUUUCUUAGCUAAGGCUGCACUUUUGCAACUGGUUUCUAGUCUUUCUCAGGUUGGUGCUAUUUCUCCACAAGGCUUGGAGCCACUGCUUCAAAGUAUUCACGAGUGUUUGACCAAUUCUGAUUGGGCAACUCGAAAAGCAGCUGCUGAUGCAUUGAGUGCCUUAGCUUUGCAUUCAACCAAUUUGAUCACCGGUCCCACAAUAACUGCCCUUGAGGCUUGUCGUUUUGAUAAGAUAAAACCUGCAAGAGACAGUAUUGUAGAGGCUUUACAGCAAUGGCAAAAUCUUGCAGGAGGUACGGAAGAUAAAAAACCACCAGAAGGUGAGGAUUCUAAAGCAGCUAAGUCGGGCGAAAGAAAACCUGAGGCCCCACCGGAGAAUAGUGAACCCGAGGGUAGCAACAUACCUGAGAAGGCAGUUGGAAUCUUGAAAAAGAAAGCGCCUGCGUUGUGUGAUAAAGAAUUAAACCCCGAGUUUUUUCAAAGACUUGAAAAACGGGUUUCUGGUGAAGUUGAAGUGGUUGUCCCUCGAAGAGUUGCAAAGUCCUCAAAGGAACAAAAUGGACAAGAGUCAGGUCUUAAUGUGACAGAUACGGAUGAUGGAAGUCAAAGGGAGGGUUCUAGGAGUAAUAAAGGAAAUUGGUUGGCUAUACAGAGGCAAUUACUACAAUUGGAGAGACAACAGGCUCAUCUCAUGAAUAUGUUGCAGGAUUUCAUGGGUGGAUCUCAUGAUGGGAUGGUGACUCUGGAGAACAGAGUGCGGGGCCUUGAACGAAUUGUCGAAGACAUGGCCCAUGAUCUGUCAUUAUCAGCCAAUAACCGGAGAGGCGGUAAUUACAUGAUGGGAUUUGAGGAUUCCAGUAGAUCAUUUGGGAAAUACAAUGACUAUCCGAAUGCAAAAUUAGGUAGAAAUGAUGACCCAGUGUCUUACAUGGGUUCAGGUAUGAGGGGCAGAGGAUCUUCCUGGAGAGAAAACUGGGACUACCAUUCAUAUGGCAGAAACACACAAAUGGGUUUACGGAGAGGUAGGGAUAAAGGGGCCGGGCCGGGCCCUGGGCCUGCUAGGUUUGGGGAGGGACCGUCAGCUAGAAGUGUUUGGCAAGCCUCAAAAGAUGAAGCCACAUUGGAAGCAAUUCGAGGAGCAGGGGAAGAUAAUGGGCCUGCGCGAGUGGCUGUUCCUGAAUUGAUCCCUGAAGCAAUGGGAGACGAGAAUGUGCAGGAUCGGGACCCGGUUUGGAUGGCUUGGAGCAAUGCAAUGGACGCACUUCAUGUUGGUGAUGCUGAUACGGCUUUUGCUGAAGUUUUGUCAACUGGUGAUGAUACAUUGCUUGUGAAAUUAAUGGACCAAACCGGCCCGGUUAUUGAUCAGCUCUCCAGUGAGGUCGGGACCGAGGUUUUGCAUGCUGUUGCUCAGUUUCUUCUAGAUGAAAACGUGUUCGAUAUCUGUCUCUCUUGGCUUCAACAGUUGCUGGAUAUGAUUGUAGAGAACGGAACAGAUAAUGUGGAAAUCCCAAUAGAAGUGAAAAGGGAGAUUUUGGUGAAUCUGAGUGAGGCUGCUUCGGCCCCUCAUGACUGGGAAGGUAUGCUGCCAGAUCAGCUUUUGUUGCACUUGGCAUCAGCGUGGGAUAUUAUUGAUCUACACAAAUGAUUGCUCAUAUUUUGAUUGAAGAUGGAUAUUGCUUUCACCAUUUAGAUGAAGGCGGCUAAUGAUGGUCGAUUUGGUGCUUGGUUUCGAAUUCAAACGUUUCUAACAUAUUACAGUUAACUUGCACUUCGUCACAGACUCACAAUAGAUACUUCACCAGUUUCAUUUCAUCACACCCAUUAAGAUUCGUCUCAAUUCUCUUCAA